GUAGAGGAUGUUAUUGUCAGGUGACCACACCUCAUCAUGUUCAAGCUCUGAAUUUUAUUUAACCAAAAGACAAGCAAAAGUGUUUCUUUGUGAAAAGGUGAAAUCACAGCAGACAUGUCCUCGAAGCCCACGUGUCUGAUCGUGGCCAGCGCGUGUGCGCAGGGUGUGUCAGUGCAGUGUUUCCUAAAGGCCUUCAGUCUGUGCAGUCCUGUCUUUAACCUGCAGACCGCCACUCCGGGGGGGAAACCCAUAGACUUUGUAGGUGUGGAUGAAAGCACUGCCAGAUGGGUGCAGGACUUCAACAUCAAACCUUAUGCCACACCAGCUAAACUAGAAUCAAUAGAUGGGGCCAGGUACCAGGUGCUCCUGAUCCCAGACUGUCCUGGGGCCCCCACUGAUCUGGCCCACAGUGGCUCCCUGCACCGCAUCCUCACACACUUCAUAUCCAACCAGAAACCAGUGUGCGCUGUGGGCCAAGGUGUUGCAGCUCUGUGCUGUGCUACAGAGGGACAGAAGUGGAUCUUCAAUGGCUACAGUCUAACAGGGUCAUCUGUGUUUGAGCUGGUGAGAAAACCAGAUUUUGCCAAUUUGCCUUUGAUUGUGGAGGAUUUUGUUAAGGACAGUGGCGGAUCAUACACAGCGAGUCAGGAGGACGCAGUGCAUGUCGUUAUUGACAGACAUCUCAUCACGGGGCAGAAUAUCCAGUCCACCUCGUUGGCUGUGAACAAUCUGAUCCUGCUCAGCUCCAACAAGUGAUAACGUCACCGCCCCACAUGCAGAUAUGGAAAAGUCUACACACAUGGAGGUUGAUCCACUUUAGUGAAAAUGCAACAUUCCUUUAUUGAAGAAAAGACAUUUUUGAAAAGCACCUGAUC
Messenger RNA from Periophthalmus magnuspinnatus, 875 nucleotides. It is a transcript of the gene gatd1, whose product is annotated as glutamine amidotransferase class 1 domain containing 1. The transcript has 7 exons. The record is from RefSeq and is a predicted model, not a curated record. NCBI's taxonomy places the organism in Eukaryota, Metazoa, Chordata, Actinopteri, Gobiiformes, Gobiidae. The coding region runs from base 115 to 756 and encodes 213 amino acids.